AAAAACAGCAUUCCUCAAGCCCGUUUCUACCGGGCCAGCAGAGGAAGCAGACGCCACAUUUCAAAGUUUAUACCGGGACUGGACUCACAGACGCUGUACCAGUUUGAUCUUCCCGUGAGCCCUCAUCUCGCAGCCCAGGUCUCCCAACAGAAUACACCUUCAGACGAAGAGGUCCUCUGCAAGAUCCAUGGUUUUGCUUCCCGCCUCGCUUCCACUCACCCCGGAUGGCUGUUUGUCGAAACCGCCGGCGGCGUGCACUCCCCUGGCCCUUCCGGCACCACACAAGCCGACCUCUACAGGCCACUUCGCCUCCCUGCCAUCCUCAUCGGCGACGCCAAGCUCGGCGGCAUCUCCUCGACCAUUUCGGCCUUCGAAUCCCUCAAAAUUCGUGGCUACGACGUGGAGUUGGUCCUCUUGUUCGAGGACAAGACCUACCAAAACCACAGCUAUCUUACCCCUUAUUUCCAACAAAAACACUCCAUCCCCGUCCAGACAGUCCCCCUCCCUCCUCCACGUCUUUCGCCCUCUAACGACGUUAGCAACAUGCAAACCUACUAUACUACAGCUCUGAGUCUCCCCUCUCUCUCCGCCAUCCCCUCGCGUCUUUCGUCGUUGCAUCAAGCCCGCAUUGCCCGCCUACAGUCCAUGCCUGAGACUGCCUCCAAAACAAUCUGGUACCCCUUCACCCAGCACCAGCAGCUCACCCCGGAUAAAAUCACCGUCAUCGAAUCGGCCAAGGACUCCCACUUUGACACUUUCCAGUCGGGUUCACCCAGCAAGUCACUGCUCCGGCCAAUGUUUGACGGCUCAGCCUCGUGGUGGACCCAGGGCCUUGGCCAUGGGAACCCAGCCCUUUCUCUUGCUGCUGCUUAUGCGGCUGGUCGGUAUGGGCAUGUGAUGUUUGCUGAGGCUGUCCAUGAGCCUGCUCUCGCGUUGGCAGAGAUGCUGAUUACCGGGAUGGGAAACAAGCGGUUGAAGAGGGUUUUCUACUCUGACAAUGGGAGUACGGGGGUAGAAGUGGGGGUGAAGAUGGCUUUGGGGGCUGCGAGGGCGAGGUAUGGGUGGGCAGGGGAGGAAAAGGUUGGAGUGAUUGGGCUCAAGGGGAGUUAUCAUGGGGAUACCAUCGGGGCGAUGGACUGUAGCGAGCCGGGGGUGUUUAAUGAGAAAGUGGAGUGGUAUGAGGGAAAGGGAGCUUGGUUGGGGAGUCCGGGGGUGAGGUGUGAGAAGGGGGUUUGGGUUGUGGAGGGGGGAGGGGAGUUUAAGACGCUGGGUGAUGUUUUUGAUGUGGAGGGACGGGAGAAAAGGGGGGAGGGAAGGGGGUACGAGAAGGAGAUCAGAGGAGUUUUGGAGAAGCUGGUGGGUGAAGAGGGGAAGAAGUUUGGGGCCUUGAUUCUGGAGCCGGUUGUGUUGGGGGCGGGUGGGAUGCAUUUGGUGGAUCCCCUUUUUCAGCGGACGCUGGUUAAGGUCGUCCGACAAUCACCAGAGCUAUUCGGUAGAAAGCAUCAACCAAACGACGAGCUGGAUUGGAGCGGCCUUCCGGUUGUGUUUGACGAGGUCUUUACAGGAAUUUAUCGUCUCGGCCGCUUCAGUGCUGCCUCGUUUCUCGGCGUCGAUCCUGACAUUUCCGUCCACGCAAAGCUGCUGACUGGUGGUCUGCUGCCGCUCAGUGUCACCUUGGCAUCUGAGAGCGUCUUCCGGUCGUUUUUGAGUGACGAUAAGAGUGAUGCCCUCUUGCACGGACACAGCUAUACGGCUCACGCUGUUGGCUGCCAGGUAGCUUUGGAAAGUCUGAAGACAAUGAUGAAGAUGGAAAAGAGUGGGGAGUGGGGUUGGGCUAUUUCGUGUCAGCAGAAAAGCGACGAUCAAACCCAGCAUGCCAGCUCUGAGCAGGUUGCUGCGAUUGCUGAUUCCAGGGUUUGGUCGGUGUGGAGUCAUGAGUUGGUUGAAUGGCUUUCAUGGCAGAAAGGGGUUGAAGGUGUGUGGGCGCUCGGAACGGUCCUGGCGAUUCACAUGGGCUCGGCGGGCGGUGUCGUAGGUGUAGGCUACAAGAGCACUGCUGCAAAGGGGCUUCAGGCUGCUUUGCUGAAGGCCUCUGAGGAUGAUGGCAGUGUGCAUAGUCGUGUUUUGGGCAAUGUGUUGUACCUGAUGGCUGGGCAGACGACGACGGAGGAGAGUGUCAGGCGGGUUGAGAGGCUUGUUAAACAGGGUUUGGAGGAUGGCACUUGA
This is a messenger RNA of Podospora anserina S mat+, 2226 nucleotides long. RefSeq lists its product as uncharacterized. The annotation marks the transcript as partial. Gene Ontology annotation, biological process: biotin biosynthetic process. Gene Ontology annotation, molecular function: dethiobiotin synthase activity; S-adenosyl-L-methionine:8-amino-7-oxononanoate transaminase activity; pyridoxal phosphate binding. Lineage: Eukaryota; Fungi; Ascomycota; Sordariomycetes; Sordariales; Podosporaceae. The record is from RefSeq and is a predicted model, not a curated record. Gene Ontology annotation, cellular component: mitochondrion. The transcript has 3 exons.